CCGGGCUUCUUCCUAAGGCUCUCCCGCAUAGGCCGAGUUGACGCCAAGGGUCUUGCAUGUAUCGCACAUUAGUUUCCUUGAAGGCGAUCAACAGUAGUGAUCAUAAUCGCUGUCAAUGUGCGGAUCAAAGCUGAUCUCGUCAGGCGCAUACGGUAUUAACAGGCUGCCGGUGGAUAGAUGGCACUCCCUGAGAAUAGUGUUGCGUGAAAUUUACUCUCCAACUACGAAACAAGUAUGCGUAUCUCAACAUGUUGAACGGUCAUGUUAAUUACAGCUAUCGGGAAGUUUGAUCGACGCUUACUAAGGGCUACUAAUGUACUUGGUAAGCGAAGCACGUGGAUACGAUCAAGCAACGGUUCAGCAGCGUUGGCUUGGUCAUUCAUCUUGAGCAAACCAUGUCAACCAACAGAACUUUCUGUCGGAUUGCACCCAGGCCUGACUAUAACAGCUUAUCUUCUUCUUUGAGUUUAAGCCAAAGCGGUCAAGAAACGACACUUUAUGUAUCAUGUGACUGGAAUUCUGUUAAUAGUGCUUCGCGAAGCACUGCCGUCGCGUUUGAGUUGGGGAUUACAGAUGGCACGAUCGUAUGGCAACGAGCAGUCACCAUGGCGGAUCUACGACGAUGUCAACCUGAAGAUAUUUCUGAAGAUGACUAUCUGAUGGCUACCAAAGCAGCUUUCGCAGGGCAGUCUGAUCACAAAGGACAAAAAACUGGAUGCUCAGUGAAUACUGGAGACUUCACUGCUGAGCUGUCCUGGUUUUUAAUAUUAGAUGGUGGAAUCAAGUUUGCGCUUGGCAGAAUAUCUCUGCCGUCUGUGUUAAAGGAGGAAUGUAACGCAAUAUGGAUAAAAUGGAUCGAUGAAUUGAUAAUCGAUCGACAGGAGGCCUCGGAUCGAAUCCAGAAAUUGGAGGCAAAAGUUAAAGAUCUGCAACAACAGCGAGCAGAGGUGUUGAAGGAGCAUGAUGUUUGGGUGAAAGAAAAGCGUGAAAAGGUUGAAAAGACAAUCUACAAAAAGUUCAAGGAGGUGCUGAAUGCAAAGAAAGGCAAAAUACGGGAUCUAAUGAAAGCUAAUAAAGAACUCGCAAUGCGAAUCGCAACCUCGGAGGAGGCGCUCAAGGUAGCUGCAAGUCGAGCCAUCGACGCAUCAAACACCGUAGAGCACGAAGGGGUAGAUCGGGCCUUACACCCCAAUCGGUUCAAUGAAGCAGGCUCCCAUUUGGCGGAAUCUGGAGAAUCAAGUUCUGAUACGAGCGUUGACGCCAUUGUGGGUCGGCCAGCGAAAAGGAAGAGAGGAGAGGACGGCAGUCAUGACGCAAGGCAACAGCGGACACGCCAAUCAACAAGCUCUACCACCGCACCAUCUCAUGGAGAACAAUUAACAGUCACAGCGCAAAAGGGCGAAGCAGAUAAAGUAAUCUCUGCUAUUAGCUUAGAUGACUCUGAUGAUACGGACGAGGGACCACCGGCUUUAUUGGGUAAUUUGGGUCUCCCAGAUUUGAGAGGCAAUGUGUAUCGGACGACGUCAAGAAGAUUGGCACGUCCUGUGAUGCCGUCAGCAGAAGCGGGAAAACCACCCGCAGCGGUCUUUCGGACACCGACUGCCAUCGAGGGACGCCAGUCACGAACCGAUCGCAGGACGGGAUCGCGUGCACCAUCCAAUCUUUCAGAACAGGAUUCGCCCGAAUCGCUGCUACGAAAGAUUUAAGUGAUAGGUCUGCUUAAAUUAAAGUCGGGAAUUUCAUCUUGCACUGCAGCUUUCGUUGGUAAGGUAUCAUACUCUUCUGAAAAUAAUAAUAUGUAUAUACAAUGUUAACCUGUCCUCUUGGCAUCAGUCAAUGUCCAUGGGCCGCACCCCUAGAUCCCGGUUGCCGUUGGUAGGCAAGUCGGUUGGAGCAGUGGGGGAUGAUUCUGCGGCAAGCACUACUGUUACCAAGAGUUUACUUUUCCGCCAUGCAGACAACUUGUAUACCUGGUGGUGAUCCCUCGAUAAUCUCUUUUUCCUCAGUAACAGACGGUACUCCAUUUCCUUGUACAAUUUCCAUUGGGCUAUCACGUAUCACGCUAAAAUGCAAAGGACUAUCGGACGACGUAACCAGUAACACCUUGUAAUAAAGAAUUUAGUUAGAAGCUCGG
Spizellomyces punctatus DAOM BR117 is the source of this 2134-nucleotide messenger RNA. RefSeq lists its product as uncharacterized. Gene Ontology annotation, biological process: positive regulation of ligase activity; double-strand break repair via nonhomologous end joining; DNA recombination. The coding region runs from base 396 to 1706 and encodes 436 amino acids. Gene Ontology annotation, molecular function: DNA binding. NCBI's taxonomy places the organism in Eukaryota, Fungi, Chytridiomycota, Chytridiomycetes, Spizellomycetales, Spizellomycetaceae. The record is from RefSeq and is a predicted model, not a curated record. The transcript has 9 exons. Gene Ontology annotation, cellular component: nucleus; DNA-dependent protein kinase-DNA ligase 4 complex; DNA ligase IV complex.